Messenger RNA from Grus americana (Whooping crane), 4588 nucleotides. RefSeq names its product spindle and kinetochore associated complex subunit 3 (gene SKA3). Bases 159 to 1559 code for a protein of 466 amino acids. The record is from RefSeq and is a predicted model, not a curated record. NCBI's taxonomy places the organism in Eukaryota, Metazoa, Chordata, Aves, Gruiformes, Gruidae. The transcript is spliced from 9 exons. Gene Ontology annotation, biological process: chromosome segregation; mitotic cell cycle. Gene Ontology annotation, cellular component: spindle microtubule; outer kinetochore.
UUGGCUCUCGUCUCCUCAGAAUUGCUCCCAGCGCGCAGCCCCAGCCCCAGGGCAGCCGUUAACGGCCGCUCACGCGGUCGGGGACUAGUCGGGGCUCGGGCGGCCUUCGCCGGCUGGUGCUGGCGCUGUCCCUCUGGCGCUCCCCUUCCCCGCGGGCGAUGGACGUGUCGAGGGACUUCUUCGGUAAGCUGCGCGCCCUAGCCCUCACGCUGGAGAAGGAGGCCAGGCAGCUCGAGCGGGCCCUACGCAGAGAGGACACAGACUAUGAAGAUGAAUCUCCAAUAAGAGUUUUACAAGACCUCCAUUGUGAAAUCAGGACUCUAAAGGAAGAUGUUAAUACCAGUCUUGGUAAAAGUUGCUUGGAAAAACAAGCAAUUCAUGACUUUAUGAAGGCAAGUGAAAUACUGAUGCAAAGAAAUGCAGCAGAUCUUGGAAAAAUAAGAGAGCUGUUCCAGAAAUAUGGCUACAAACCACGUGUCAAAGACGCUACAGAAGAGGAAGAAGUAGUUAACAGUGACUCAACAGUAUCUGUCCAGAAUAAAUCUGAUGAAGAAAAAUCAGAUGAUGUACCUCAUCUUCCUGCUUGUACUGAGAAGCCACUGGUGCCCAAAGACCCACUGCGUAACCCCCAGCUUUCAGAUUUUGGUCUUUCACAAUAUGCUUUCUCCAGGCCUUGGAGCGCAGCGAAAGGACAAAUGACACAUGCAUGCCAAGAAAAUUCAAAGAACAGGACUCCACUAAAACCAGAGACCCCCUGUAUUUUGCCCAAAACACCAAAAUGCAUGCUAAAGAUGGAUGAUUAUGAGUGUGUAACACCAAAACUUGAACACUUUGGUAUUAGUGAACAUACCAUGUGUAUGAAUGAAGAUUAUACGAUGUCACUUAUUCAUAAAACUGCUCAGACAAGCAAGAAGUUGGUUAAAAAAGAUGAUCAUGAAGUGAAUGUACCAGAAAUGACAUCCAGGAAAAUCAUGGUUACUCCUAGGCCAAAAGUGACAGCUGAAAACACAGCUGAUUGGAUGGUUUCUCCUAUGAUACUUGUGUUCUGUACUCCUGAUGUGAAAACCCCUUCCAGAGCAAAUAAUACAGUAUUGUCAAGGUCACCAGAGACAAAUGAACUACCUCUUCCCAGUCAUACAGAAACACCACAGUUCCCAAAUUUUGAAGCAAGAUGGCUAAAAGCAGAACCUAAGCAGGUAAAGCCGGGGGGGAAGAUUGAGUCGGUGACAAAGAAAGACACAACAGAUAAACAAUACACAGAAGAUAGUGUUCCUUUUGCUGUGCGCUCUGAUGAGUAUCUUAAACAUUUUGGAGACCCUUCUCCUCCCAAAAUAAACCACUAUGACCAGUUACUCAAUACUCCUCCACCUCCAGAAAUAACAAGGAUACCAGAUGAUGUUCUACAGAUUCUGUCCAAGUAUAAUAACAAAGUAGACUCUUCUAAAGCCAAGGAAACGGAGACCAAGGCAGGAAAUACUACAAGAUAUGAAAGUGAUUUCACUGAUUACUGCAACAAAGAAAACAGAGGAUAUGCUGGAUUUUUCAAGCCAAACAUCUGAAAUCAAGCUGAAGACCAUGUUGAGACUGUUUCACAUUCAUGGAUCUUAUUACUGAAUCAUAACAAGCUCAAAAAAGCAAAAGAAAAUAGUGGUGGGAAGAAAAAGCCAUACAAAGGAAAAGCUUUUUGAAUGGAGAAAAAUUAUUUAUCCAUGAUGCAGAUAAAAUUGUUUGAACUAACAACUUCUGCUUAUUUUUUUUUAUUCACAUUAUUGGCAAAAUAUAUUGAGGGGUUUUAAAUACGUAUAUGCUUCACAGAGGACUGGGGUCACGUAUGAGGUAGCACUUCAGUUGUUUCACCUGAUUCUCGUGUUUGCUGAGUACACCUGUGUUUACAGUACGCUGUAGAGAAGUGCAGUUGGGCUGCAGUAAAGGGCAAGUCCAGUAUAUUGCCCCAGAAAGGGGAUAUCUCUGGCUGUUCUGGUGACGCUGUACAUCUUUUCUGGGCUGAGUUUAAAGUGUAGUACUUCAACGGUAUUUAGUGUCUUCAACAGAAACAAGUUUUGUUUGUUUGUUUUUUCCUACUUGGAAGAGUAAUUCCUGCUUUACUGUUUAAAGCACUUAUAUGCUAUUAGUCACUUCUGCAAUACUAAGACAUACCAGACAUGUUCCUGCAUCAGGCUCUCUGUUACCUAUCUGACAGACUUAUGCUGCUGCUUCUUUCUUAUAGUUUCCUUACAUCGACAUUAUAUUAGGUGCUACCCAUCUGUUUUCCUUUUGACAGUCUAGCCUCUAUAGCCCUAAAAGAUGACUAGCUCGAAUAUGGAUGAUUUGAAAAUAUAUUGUGCAAUUGGUACUGGUUAUGUAUAUAUAUUAACUACUUGAAAGAUCUGCUGGCAGGCAUGUAGGUAAUUGCUUAGUCUCCUGCACUGCUGCAACAUGCAUUCUGUAAGUGUUGGUGUCCCUCCUAAAUGUGCACAUCUCUCCCUGUAAUAGCUGAUCAGAGUUCAGUUCUCAGAGCUGUUUGGCAGUUUUUUGCUAUCUGACAGUCAUAGUAACUAGGAUUUUUUUUCUACCAGAGAUUUUACUUUUGCACAAGAAAUCCCAGCUACAUAUCCUUGUUUAGAGCCAGUUUGCUGUUUCCAAUGUCGGCUAUUCCUCUUGAGUGACUCCAGGACUGCUCUUACCAGCUGUAUGUCGAUGGCUAAAAUUCUGUCAUUUAUACAAGGGCAGGCAUGCAACACAGGAGAAGGGAGAGACUGUCCCAGGAGAUGGGGAGAAGUUUAUGUUUUUCUGAACUUUCUGAACAGAGCUCCACUUUUUUUUUUUUUGAGUCCUAGGGAUAUGCAAACAUCCGGCAAUGCCUUGAAGUAUUUCUGCAGUUGCUUAUACUUGUCCUGGCUAAAACCUAGCAAGUAAAGGUGCCUUUUUCCUGCUGUUGCAGUCAUUCUCCAGGAUAAACGUACAUCAGAUUAACUGGAGAAGCUGAUUUUCUACUAGUUCUGGCCUGAGUGCACUGUCAUUUCUCUGUGCUAGGUUCUGUUUAUAAAUAUGCAUGUAUUAUUAUGUGUCAGUCUUUGAGCUUGAUCAACACUUUUGAAUACUAAAUAAAUCUCUCAGAUGCUCGGUGGCUGCUUGGAAAACUGAUCGUCUGCUGACUUACUUGUUCUACCCAACUGCUUCAGAGGGUGAAGGCCAGACCUGCUUUCAGUAUCUUCACAGACUCAAACCACUUAAAGGGCUGAAUACCAGUCAUGGACUUUCAUGGUCUUAAAAAGGUACGGUUGUCUGCUGCAGAGCAAGAACUUUUCAGCCAGACAGAUUUAUCAGCACUAAGCAGGAGGGGGUUCACAGCCUGCAUUCUCCCUCCACAGCACUUCAAGGCUACUUUCUUGCCCUGAAGCAAGCCAGAUAUCCUGGAAGUCUGUUUAACAUGAAAUGGAACAAGCAGCACUACUGCCCAACACCUUGCUGUAUUUCCCUCCUCAACUAAUGAAAUUCCCCAAAGGGCUUAUAAAUGUCUUUUCCCUAAACUUGAGAACAGCUCUGCACUCCGCUGUCCUUUCCUCCCUUAGGGUCUGUAGAGUUGUACCUAGCAGUGCUGGGGUUCUCGUCAUAAGCUGCUUGCAUCGUUUUUCUUGCCUAUUAAACAGUUUUCUGCUGCAUUUCAUAGCUAUUUCAUUAACUAAUAUGCAAGGGAUUCAAUUAAUAUUUUGAGAUACAAAUUAUAUUCAAGAUGAAAAUUGAAAUCUUUAAAUCUUCUGGUCUGCUCAAGCUGUUAUGACAUGAUGCUGGCAUGAGAGUUUGGAAUCUAGACAUGAAGUUUUACUAGUUAGUUUUGGUUUUCUUGCCUACAGUAUUACCAUAAUACAAGUAAUAUUGCUGUUUGUACUUACAUUCUCUAUAGCAGGGCCAUUGCUCUGAGGUGGAUAUAAUCAGAGCAGCAAACAAAAAACUAGCUGUAGUUGGUUGUGCUUUACUUUAGAAAGCCUUUUAGGUAUCAGUAAGGCCUAAGCAGUAGUUUGAGUAUUGGGAGUUGGGGACGGAAAAGUUGGCAGAAAUGAAAGCACAAGCAGUGUUGGAAGCUGAUCUGUGUUCCAAACAAGCCAGGGAAGGAAAACUUUGUGGUUUGUUUUGUCUUUUUUUCACCUGCUCAGCUCAGUUCUCUCCUGCAGGAGGCUGUGUGGCCAUCUGAAAAACUGCACCAGUUCAAAUAUUGGGACAACCAAGGACAUAGCCAUGGGGCUGGAGGAGGGUAAAACUCCAGUUAGGCCAGUAUUGCUGCUGAAGAAAGGCUAAUCCUGCUGUGCACUGAACUACUGUAAUGUGUCAGAGUAGGAAUAAUGCACAAGAGCUUAAAACAAGAGUUACGUGUUGGUUUGUUGCGGGGUGAAUCUGACAACAGCGUUGGCCUGUUAAAAAGUGCAGUUUGGAGAAACAGUAGCUAAAGAAGGAGCAAACGCAGUAGUUCUGUGAGGGACAGUCUCACCUGAAAAUAGGCAAAAUUGACUCAAGUUCUGUGUUGUGCUUAAUUUAGUUUAACUGGGGGCUGCUUCCACUAGGGGCUGUUGCACCAAUUCUCCUGCACAGA